AUGAGUUUCCCCGCCAGUGGUCCGCAGCCCACGGCUGGCAUCAACCAAGCAUCUUCCAGCUUUGAUGCAGAGAAGAAUGGCCCCAUUGUUGGCCAGUCCGGCAGCCAGGAUGCCAUCAGCAACACGGAUUCAGACACCAACGAGUACGACAUCGAUGGCGAGAAAGUCCAGGAAUUCCAGAAAGGUGUUGAGCGCGUGCGAAUUAUCACCUCCAUCUGGAGUAAACCCACGCUCAUCAGCAUGCUUUGUCUAUUGUAUCUGAUCCAUUUCGUCGACAUGCUCCAGAAUUACAUCGACAGUGGUUUGAACGCGUACAUCACUUCUGAGUUCGGGGCCCACGGCUUGCUCACCGUCGGAUCCGUCGUUUCUACAUCUCUCGGUGGUUGUACACCACUCACCCUGGCGAAAAUCAUCGAUAUUUGGGGUCGUGUCGAGGGCUUCGUAUUUAUGCUUGUGGUCUGUGUCGCUGGCAUGAUUGUUAAGGCUCUUUGCAAGAAUGUCCAGUCCUACAUUGGUGGCCACAUCCUUUACUGGGUUGGUCAUAUCGGUCUCUUAUACGUUAUCGACGUCAUGUGCGCCGAUAUGACAACUCUCAAGAACCGCAUGAUCAUCUUCGGUCUCAAUACGACCCCCAGGAUUGCUGCAACCUUUGCUGGACCGAAGCUUGUCGAACUCUUCUACUAUGGCUCCGCUGGGUGGCGAUGGGCAUUCGGAGCUUUCAUCAUCAUCCUCGUCGCCUGCAGUAUUCCUGCCAUGGGUGUCAUGCUAUACAUGUACAGCAAAGCCCGCAAGCAAGGUUAUGCCAAGAAAGAAAGAUCUGGGCGCAGUCUCAUCGCAUCAUUGAAGCACUACUUCAUUGAGCUUGACAUCUUCGGCAUCAUUCUGAUCAUGGCCGCCUUCAACCUUUUCAUGCUGCCCUUCACUCUCCAGGCAUACGCCCCCAACGGCUGGAAGACCCCGUACAUCAUUGCCAUGAUCGUCCUCGGCUUUCUUCUGUUCCCUGUGUUUGGUCUGUAUGAGAAAUACGUCGCCCCGGUGCCAUUCCUUCCCUGGAAGUACCUCAAGGAGCCAACCAUCUUUGGUUCCUGUCUCCUUUACGGUGUCAUGUUCCUUUCGGUCAUGUGCUGGAACGGAAUGUACUACUCGUACCUGCAGGUUGUUCACAGGGUUAACAUCGUAGACGCUGGUUACAUUGUCAACGCCUUCGGUCUCACUUCUGCUAUUUUUGCAACCCCUAUCGGAAUCAUCAUCAGCCUCACGGGUAACUUCAAAUGGGUCGCGAUGGCUGGAGUUCCUAUCACCCUUCUUGGAACAGCUUUGUUGAUCCCAUUCCGUCAGCCUGACGCCCCUGUUGGUGUUCUAGCUUUCACCCAAGUCCUUGUUGGUCUCGGCACUGGCAUCUUCGCUACAUGUGGUCAGCUUGCGGUCAUGGCCCCUGUCACUCAUCAGCAGAUUGCGUCGGUGAACGCUCUUUGGGGUCUUUUCGGUGGUUUCGGCUCUUCCAUUGGCUUCUCCAUUGCAGGCGCCAUGUGGAACGGUAUCACUCCCGGCAAGCUUUACGAGCUUUUGCCCGAAGAAUCCAAAGACCAGUCUCGCCUUAUCUUCGGAAACCUGACCAUGCAGAUGGAGUUCCUCGAUGGCACACCUGAGCGUGCCGCCGUUGUUGGCGCGUACGCUCACUCCCAGCGCUUGAUGGUUAUUGCAGGUUCCGUCACCGUUCCUCUUUGCAUUGCCUCCAUUUUCAUCUGGAAGAACAUCAAUGUCAAGAAGCUGGAGGCCGAGCAUGGUAAGCAGACCAAGGGAACGGUCUUCUAG
Molecule: messenger RNA, 1815 nt
Organism: Boeremia exigua
Lineage: Eukaryota; Fungi; Ascomycota; Dothideomycetes; Pleosporales; Didymellaceae
Product: siderophore iron transporter-like protein mirB
Exons: 3
Coding region: 1-1815 (604 amino acids)
Biological process (GO): transmembrane transport
Molecular function (GO): transmembrane transporter activity
Source: RefSeq, a predicted model, not a curated record